Molecule: messenger RNA, 716 nt
Organism: Cyprinodon tularosa
Lineage: Eukaryota; Metazoa; Chordata; Actinopteri; Cyprinodontiformes; Cyprinodontidae
Exons: 6
Coding region: 69-716 (215 amino acids)
Source: RefSeq, a predicted model, not a curated record
UUUCCUGCAAUGUUCCAGUGGAUCCUGCAGCACCAUCCUGCACAGAAGGGGAAUAUCUGCCCAAAUUCAUGCCUCCAACUCCAGAACAUGGAGCUCAGUUCUUCAUUGAUGUUCAUCAGACUCUGGAAAUCACCAUCAAAGCAGAAGCAACUCAGGCUUUGACCACUGAGCUCCUGUUCAGCGGGCCGGUUGGUGUGGUCAAGAAUUCAUCUGGUUCAGGAUAUUUCACCAUGAGAUGGACUCCAUCUGAAGACGAUAACAAAGAGAGCCACCCCAUCUGUUUUGUUGUUCAGGCAAAUGUCUCCAGUUCUGUGUACCAGUCUGAGCUUCGAUGUGUUAUUGUGACUGUUGGAAUCAAACCAACACCAACACCAUCUCAUGUUACUGUUCUGAAAAUGAAGAUCUCAACAACCAUGUCUCUGGAAGACAAUUGUGACAAAGUCACGGAAGCAGGAUCCCCCAAAAGUGUUGGAGUAGUACUACAGCGCAACACAAAGUCGAAGCACACCGGGCAUUCAAACCAAGCUGUCAGCCCCGGGGCUGGUCCGGGAACCCUGACAGACGGGGGCAGGGAGCCAGUGGGGGACGGAGGGAUCAAACCCGACCCCGUGACUAUAACCUGGACACUGGCGGCCCCGUGCUUCCCUCCGCCUGCUUUACUGGCCCACAGCCCCUCUCCUCUGGCUGAGGAAAGGCAGCUCAUGGCUCUCAGCUGA